Molecule: messenger RNA, 5982 nt
Organism: Meleagris gallopavo (turkey)
Lineage: Eukaryota; Metazoa; Chordata; Aves; Galliformes; Phasianidae
Source: RefSeq, a predicted model, not a curated record
AUGACCUGUAGUCCAGCUCUUCCAGUAAAUAGUUAUUUCCAGCAAGAGUUUCCCAGUCUGCCGGCAGCUGGGGAUCAAGAAAAAUCAGGCAAAGAGAAAGAUGCAUCUGAAGAGGGCCAUGGACCCAGCUUGAGACCACAAAAUCAAGAAGCUAAGGCUCUUGGGCAGGAAGAUGGCAGUGCUACUCCAGCAGAACAGAGUGAUGGCCAGAAGGCAACAGAGAAGAGGGAUGCACGGUUACCACAGAUCCCACAGCCCAAGAUGAAUGGCCAACAGCAGCCACCCAUCUCGUCUCAGUACAGGGCAAUGAUGCCACCUUACAUGUUUAAUCAGUAUCCUAGAAUGGCAUAUCCUCCUUCCAUACAAGGCCCAACAAGGUUUCCGAAUUCUGAGCCUAGUAGAGGGCCAAGGGGAAGAGGACCGCCUUCGUGGUGUUCAGAGCCUAUUGAGCGCCCAUCCAUUCUUAGUGCUAGUGAACUUAAAGAACUUGAUAAAUUUGAUAACCUAGAUGCUGAGGCUGAUGAAGGCUGGGCUGGUGCUCAGAGUGAAGUGGAUUACACUGAGCAGUUGAACUUCAGUGAUGAUGAUGAGCAAGGAAGUAGUCAAAAAGAGAAGGAAAGUGGUGACGAACAAACACCAUCAAAAGAUUCUCAGAGCCCUGACACCCAGAAAGAAGCAGAAGAACAGACAAAUGCUAAGUCUGCCACCCAGGCUUCUGCAGCAGCAACCAAAGGAUCUUACGGCAAAAAUUCUCAGCUUGAUCAGGAUCGGGGUCCAGCACAGCCCUCUAUACAUGAAAGAGGUGGUCCUCCUCUUCAUCCCAAAUCUAUUCUACCACCGCAUCCUCCUCCUCCUGAUCGCCAACUAGGACCUGGAAGGCAGGGACCCUUUCCUCCUAAACCAGUACCAGAUGAAGAUGAAAUCUGGAAACAGAGGAGAAGACAGCAGUCAGAGAUAUCUGCUGCAGUUGAGCGAGCCCGUAAGCGCCGCGAGGAGGAAGAAAGAAGAAUGGAAGAACAAAGAAAAGCAGCUUGUGCAGAAAAGCUGAAACGGUUAAAUGAGAAAUUUGGCUGUAUGACAAAACCCUCCCGUGAAGACCCUCUGAAAGAGAGAGAGAGGGAGAGGGAAAGGGAAAGGGAGAGAGAAAGGGAAAGGGAGAGGGAGAGGGAACGGGAGAGAGAGCGGGAAAGAGAAAAGGAGAGGGAGAGGGAAAGGGAAAAGAAAAGAGAGGGAGCGGGAAAGGGAAAAAGAAGAAAAAGAAAACUGGAGAAAGCAAAAGAACAAGAAAGGGAAAAAGAGAAAGAAAAUGAGAGAGAAAAGGAAGAAAAAGAGAAGGAGAAGGAGAAAGAAGAGGAGAAACCAGUACAUGAAGCUCCUGAGCCUGUAGAACCUGUGGUAACGCCUGUGGUAGAAAAACAAGAAAGUGAAAGCAGGAAUAACAAGGAAGAAAAAGAAGAACAAGCAAUCUUUACCCGACAAGACAGUGGUCGGAAUGAAAAAGAGAUUUCACAGGUGGCUCAUGAGAGCGAACCAGAGUCAGGAUCUCAACCUCGUCCUGCUGUUUCCUCAGGCUAUUCUAAACAGUUCCAGAAGUCAUUACCACCGAGAUUUCAGAGGCAGCAGGAGCAAAUGAAACAGCAGCAGUGGCAGCAACAGCAGCAAGGUGUAAUUCCACAGUCUGCUCCCUCACAGCCUUCUAGUGGCCCUGUCCCUCCUCCCCAGCAUAGACCUCUUUACCAACCAAUGCAACCGCAUCCACAGCAUUUGGCUUCAAUGGGUUUUGAUCCACGGUGGCUUAUGAUGCAGUCUUACAUGGACCCACGAAUGAUGUCAGGAAGGCCUGCAAUGGAUAUGCCUCCUAUUCAUCCAGGAAUUAUGCCUCCCAAACCACUGAUGAGAAGAGACCAGCUGGAAGGAUCAGCAACGAGCUCAGAUUCAUUUGAACAUAUAGCUCGCUCAGCAAGAGAGCAUGCUGGCCCUUUGUCAGAGCCCCGCAUAAUGUGGGGGUCAGAUCCGUACCCCCACGCGGAACCUCAGCAAGCUAGUUCUCCUCCCAAAGUGUUAGAAGAGCCUGACAAUUUGAGAUCUGAAGCACACUUGGAGCAAGAGCGAGUUGCUGUUCCCGCUGCAGCUUAUCCUGUAGAACACAACCAGCUGGACUCUCAUCCAAAGCCAGACUUCUUCAGAGAACCAGGAGAGGUGGAAGUACAAAAGUUCCCAAGCAGGCCUUUGGAAGAUGCCCAAUCUCUCCAAACUGACACAUCUAACACUAAAGUUAAUUUUGAAGGAAUUGAUGAGAAUGUUUCACGCAGCUCUGCAGAAGAACUCAUGCCUGUUGGGGAAAGUCACUCUUCAUUAAAGAGAAGCAUUUCCCAUGGCUCAAGUCAUUCUCUAAAAUCAGAAGAACAGAGGAUCGAGACAACAGCAAAUAUCCCUAAAAUAAGUAGCAGGCCUGUUGAGUCAAAGGAGACAAUUGAGAGAAUUGAGAUUAAGCCAAAAAAAGAAGUUUUGAUCAAUAAUAGAACAUCCGAAGGACCUAAACUUGAGAAAACAUUUAAACCUAAGUCUGAAACAAGAUGGGGUCCUAGGCCUGGUUAUGGCAGGAGAGAGGAAGGCAGUGACAGACCAAUAAGAAGAUCGGGUCCUAUUAAAAAACCUGUGCUUAGAGAUAUGAAAGAGGAGCGUGAACAGAGGGAAGAGCGUGAACAGAGGAAGGAGAAGGAAGGAGAAAAGAUAGCUAGUGAAAAACCAAGCAAGUCUGAAAAAAGCGACAAAAAGGAAGCACCUCAAGUGCCAGUGCCUCAGACUGAGCCGGAGACAUCCACCUCUAGCAGUGCUCCUCUAGCUAAGAAGAUAGUCCAAGAUGCUGCUCCAACACCAGCAAGCCCAGAGAGCACUCAGGCUGAGACUGCAGCUAAAGUUCCAGUUCAGCCACCCACUCCUCCAGUCUCGCAGCAGCUACCAGCUGCACAGCCUGCUGUUCCACAGCUUCCCCCUGCAAUACUGCAGCAACCACCAACUCAGCCUGUAGCACAGCAGCAGCCACAAGCACAGCAGCCAGUUACCACAGUGAAGGAAGAAAAGCAGACGGAGAAGGUAGUUAACAAGGAGGUUAUAGAGAAACCGCGCUUAGAAACCAGACCGGUAAAAAGAGAGCCUGGCUUACCACCUAGGACGUACUGGAAAGAGGCUAGGGACAGAGACUGGUUCCCAGAUCAGGGAUACAGAGGCAGAGGUCGUGGGGAGUAUUAUUCUAGAGGUCGUAGCUACAGGGGUUCUUACGGAGGACGUGGUCGGGGCAGUAGGGGCCAUAACAGGGAGUAUCCACACUACAGAGAUACUAAGCCUAGAACAGAGCAUGUGCCUUCUGGGCCUGUUAGACAAAGGGAAGAGAGUGAAACUCGCAGUGAGAGUUCAGACUUUGAAGUGAUUCCAAAACGACGGCGACAGCAUGGUUCAGAGACUGAUUCUGACAGCGAGGUCCAUGAAAGUGCAAGUGACACUCUGCUUUCAGACAAAGACAGUCUCAUCAAAGGCAAACACCCAAAAAGAGAAGAGAGAGCUGAUGGCAAGAAACCUACAAAGCCGCUGUCAUUCAAACCUGAAAACAAUAUCAGAGUGGACAACAGAUCUCUGGAAAAAACAUAUAUGAGAGAUGAUGAGAAUAAACCUAAGCCAGGGUUUCUUCCUAAAGGAGAGCCUUCUAGACGAGGCAGAGGGGGGAUGUAUAGACGUGGUGGAAGGGAUCCUGGUGGGCGUCCUCCACGACCAUCCACAAUAAGGAGGCCAGCUUACAGAGACAAUCAGUGGAACCCCAGGCAAGCAGAGAUUAUUAAACCAGAAGAUGGGGAGCCUCCAAGGAGAAAUGAGCAUUAUGGUCCUAUACCAGUUGAUAAAAGACCUCCAAAAUUUGAGAGGAAGUUUGAUCCAACUAGAGAGAGACCACGAAGACAAAGGCCUGCUCGGCCUCCAAGGCAAGAUAAGCCACCACGCUUCAGGCGCCUAAAAGAGAGAGAGGCUGCAUCAAAGAUAAAUGAGGCAGUAACUGGCUCAUCAACUACUGCUGCAGUCACUAAUGCGGUUACUGAGCCCUCCAGUACUGCUCUGGAUGUUUCAGGAAGUAAGACACCAGACUUGUCUAAUCAGAAUUCUUCAGACCAGGCAAAUGAGGAGUGGGAAACGGCCUCAGAAAGCAGUGAUUUUAAUGAGAGGCGUGAAAGGGAUGAGAAGAAAACAGCAGAUAUAGCAGCACAGGUGGCUGCAAAAGCAGGAGAAAACACUGGAGUUCCAAAAAGGGAAAUAGCCAAGAGAAGUUUCUCUAGUCAGCGGCCUGGAAUAGACCGUCAAAACAGACGUGGUAACAGUGGGCCAGCUAAACCAGGGAGGACCUUCUCAGGGCCUAGGAGUGAGAGGCGGAGUGGUCCUCCACCCAGAAGUGGAAAAAGAGGGUUCCACAGCAAAGCCAGAAUGUUUCAAGUCUCUGACUCUGAUGGCUGCAGAGAGCUUCUGGCAAGGGAGCCUGUGAAACAUUUCAUACUGCCAUUUGAAGACCAGACUGCAAGCGUGCCUGGGGUUGAUCCUAGCAACAACAACUCUUUGCAUCAGGAAGAAGGAGGUGUUAAUGCAGCAGGACAGAAGAGUACCAAGGAUGCCAGUGGCAAAAAGAGAGAAGAACCUAAAGCUGGUCCAAAAAAGCCUAAGGAAAAAGUGGAUGCUUUGUCUCAAUUUGAUCUUAAUAAUUAUGCAAGUGUUGUGAUCAUUGAUGAUCAUCCUGAAGUGACAGUAGUUGAAGACUCUCAGUCUAACUUGAAUGAUGAUGGAUUCACUGAAGUGGUGUCAAAAAAACAACAGAAACGCUUGCAAGAUGAAGAGCGCAGAAAGAAGGAGGAACAAACAGUACAGGUUUGGACCAAAAAAGGAUCGAGUGAAAAAGGUCGAGGUCAAAAUUCCAAACUCCCACCCAGGUUUGCCAAAAAGCAGCAGCAACAGGCAGCAGCUGCAGCUGCACAGCAGGCACAAGCUCAGGCACAGACUCCAUGUGCAGCACAGACUCCAGGUCAGCCACCAGCUUCCGUUCAGCCUCAAAAUCAGGCUGCAGGAGGGGCAGCAGCCGGCACAGAAUUCACGGUGUCAGGCAAAGUCUUGCAGAACACCCAGGCUCACAAUGGUCUGGGAACUGAACUAUGGGAAAACAAGGUGCCUCCUACAGCAGUUCUGAAUGACAUCUCCAAAAAAUUGGGACCUAUUAGUCCACCUCAGCCGCCUUCAGUGAGUGCUUGGAACAAGCCUUUGACAUCUUUUGGAUCAGCUACAUCUCCAGAGGGAGCAAAGCCUGGGCAAGAAGGUGGAGUCGAGCUUGGUAUAGAAACUAUUCAGUUUGGAGCCCCUGCUUCCAGUGGUAGUGAUAAUGAAGUUGGCCCUGUACUUUCUGAGAAGUCGACUGACAAGCUACCAGAACCAAAAGAGCAAAGACAGAAACAGCCUCGGGCUGGACCCAUCAAAGCACAAAAGCUUCCAGACUUGAGUCCAGUAGAAAACAAAGAGUAUAAACCCGGUCCUAUUGGGAAAGAGCGUUCUUUAAAGAACAGGAAAGUGAAGGAUGCCCAACAGGGAGAGCCUGAGGGACAGGAGAAGUCAUCUCCCACCUCUGUGAGAAGUCCAGAACCUGUCACUGCAAAGGAAACCAAAGCGACAAGUGAACUGAGUACGGAAAUAGGAACAAUGAUAUCUGUGUCUGCUCCAGAGUUCGGAACAAGCACAAAGGAGUCUGUAACAGACUACACUACACCUUCUCAUCCUAACACAGUGGCUACUAGCAGUACAAAAAUGGAGGAGACUUUGGUGACGAACGUGCCCCUGCCCCACACCCUUCCCCUCCCUAGGAGGGAGACUCUACAACAGAGCUCCAGCCUAACUCCAGUUUCUCCCGCUACCGUCGACCUCACCCUCAAGAUGGAGUCUGCACGUGCUCUAAUGGAAUAG